AUGGACACCACGCAACCAAAGGGAAGGCUGAAGGCCUUCUUCAAGCAUGCCACCAUUCGCAUCUCAUCAACCAAGGACCACGGGUUCCCGAAUGAUUCCGCCUCAACCCACAGUAUCGACGACGACGGCAGAUCUCAAAGGUCUUCGAUCAGUGGCAAGAAGGACAGCAAGCUGAGGAGGAUUGGCCGUGGAAUCCGAGAAUGGAGAUCAAAAAGGAAGAGGUUGCGCGGAGACACACAGCAAAGAACAUCGUUUGCCCUGGAAGGAAAGAGCUUUUCGUCGUCUGAGGCGAGCCUGCCGGAGGGAUCAUUCGAGGACGAGGAUUUCUCAGACGAGGACGAACUGGUCAACCGGUUAGGGGACCACGCCCCCGAGGCAAGCGAGGCGUGGCGGAGGGAAGCUCCGGACGAAAAGUUGCCAUGCGAGAUAAUUCAUGAGGAGGUCGCCGUGAGACAAAGCGCAAGGGAGCAUGUCACAUCAAAGGCAAUUGAGCGUCAGACCCAGUCAGGGAAGGAGGAGACCCUUCCACAGACGUCCAUAACGCUCCCACCGCCUCCACCCAUCUACAGCUCAUUAGUGUUGCCGGACCUGGCCCCACGCGACGGGAACCUCAAACCCAAGGGCAUCGUCUUCAGACGAGACAGGAAGGGGGCCUCUGACUUUGCCCAGAGAACGCUGAGCAGCGAGCCUGCACUAUGGACAGAUGCUUCUCACAGGCCGGUGGGGCUUAAAAGCUGCGACCCCGAGCAUCAUGGAGGAAUCGCAGUGGCCCAGAAGCUUGACCAGCGGUGGACGGUGCAUUCCGCAUACACCAGCGGGGUCACAGACAGCAUGCAGCUCGAGUCGCUCGCCAUCCUCAUGGCCCUUCAGAUGGCCGCCCAGGAAAAGGGAUCAGGCACACUCGGGGAAGGCACGGUCUACAUAUGCAGUGACAGUGACUUCUCCCUGCAGUAUAUAGAAAAGGGCCUAAUCCGGCUCUCUGAGCAGCUCGAUCGGUGGGAAGUCUCCCGCUUCAGCGAUUACCACCGCCCAGAGAAGAACCUGGCGGCCGAGAUCGGCAGGAGGAUCCUGAAGCAAUACUACGAGUUGCGCAGGCUCGGAGCUUGGGUCGAACUCCAUUGGGUCCCGGCCCAUUCUGGGGUGCCAGGAAACGAGAUCGCUGACAGAGUGGCCAUGCUGUCGCGCUGGUGGCUCGCAAAGGUGGCCCCUCGCCCUGCACAGGGCACUGGCUUGGUGAUGCCGUUGAAGGUGCUGACCUUCGACGAGCCGUGGACGAGAUACUGCCCCCACAAGGGGCAGCCGCAAUACAGCACGUACAUGGCACUGCAGCUCCUCGAGGAAACCAAGAAUUUGCAUGUUGUCAUUUCGACCAAGGCUAUCGGACCCGCAACCCGCAACACGGCAAUUGUUGGUCCAGAUGGUUUGGCCCUACAGCCCGCAUCCAAGAGCACUUGCCGGCUUUUCCAGCCUCCCUCUGCUCACCCCUUCCCACAGGAGGGAAUCCCACAGAAGGUUAUCCCACUGGAGGGUAUCUCACAAGAGAGUAUCGCACAGGAGAUUAUCCCAGAGGAUAUUGUCCCAGAGGAGGUUGUCCCAGAGGAGAGUAUCCCAUUGGAGGAUAUCCCACUGGAGGUUGUCCCACUGGAGGUUGUCCCACUGGAGGUUGUCCCACUGGAGGUUGUCCCACUGGAGGUUGUCUCAGAGGAGGGUAUCCCAGAGGAGGUUGUCCCAGAGGAGAUUAUCCCAGAAUAUGGAGAGGCCAAGGGACCCAUACCCCAACCACCACCACUGUCCCCCCAGCCGAAGGUUCGAAGAGAGAAGCAGAGCAAGAAGAGGCCAGCGGCAUUUGAAAAUUUGCUUUGUGUCCACUGUUGGCACAAGGGUCAUCUGAUCCACCAAUGCUUUGAAAAGUUCCCAGAGCAGAAGGUGGCAUUCCCGCAAAGGUAUGCUCGCUACGUCGGGCGCCCGCGGCUCGAGAAGGUGAUUCCAGGGGCAUUCCACAACAUAGCCCGGCUGCAUCCGCAGCUGAUGCCCCAAGCGAUCCACGGCCAGGACUCCAGGUGCAUGGUCGGCCGGGUCGGGAUCUCGCCGCACCUCAGAUGGAAGUACCGUUGGGAUGAGGCACAGGCCGCCGCCCAGCUGGACUACCGGUAG
Messenger RNA from Diaporthe citri, 2154 nucleotides. RefSeq lists its product as uncharacterized. The record is from RefSeq and is a predicted model, not a curated record. The transcript has a single exon. Gene Ontology annotation, molecular function: RNA-DNA hybrid ribonuclease activity; nucleic acid binding. NCBI's taxonomy places the organism in Eukaryota, Fungi, Ascomycota, Sordariomycetes, Diaporthales, Diaporthaceae. The coding region runs from base 1 to 2154 and encodes 717 amino acids.